AUGAAUAUGCAUCGACCAAGUCUGGCACCACAUCUAGCUGCUGAAGUAAUAGAAGAAGAAAAGGAGAAUAUAGUACCAUUGCAAGGCGGUAGGCCAGUGUCACAAUUGGUAAAAACAUUGGCCAGUUCACGAAACUAUUCGCUAGAAAGCUUAAGAGAAAAACUACAACACGAACGAAAUCAGUUCGAACAGCAACUAAGAGACCUGGAAGAGCAGGAUGACCCACUACAGGCUUACUUAAACUACAUCGAUUGGACCCACAGAAAUUUUCCACAGGGUGCUAAGACAUCGAGUGGUUUGUUUGGUCUUUUGGAAAGAUGUGCGUCGAGAUUCAGAGACAUUUCUCUUUACAAGAAUGAUCCCAGGUAUUUGAAAGUAUGGCUUGAGUAUAUUGACUACCACGAUACCCCCAGAGAUGCUUAUAUUUAUCUAGCGACUAAGAAAAUAGGGGUUCAAUUGGCACUUUUUUAUGAAGAAUUCGCUCGUCACUUAGAGUUAAAGGAUAAAUUUGCCGAUGCUCAUGGGGUGUAUGAAAUUGGAAUCCAAUUCAGAGCCUUUCCGAUACGGCGUCUUGAAAAAUCUUUUCAAAAAUUUCGAGAACGAAUGUCUGCAAGACACAUUUCUGUUUCAUCGCCAAGUGAAGAUAUUAGAAAUGCAUUAGCGUUGAAACAAGGAAGAAAUAUCGAGCCCCAAUCUGGGGAGCAAUUGAUCAAAAGGAGUAAGAUUGAGAUUUUCCAAGACGAUGCGGAGUUCGACUUAAAUACUAUACAAUCGGCAUUUGAGAAGGAGAGUAGUCAGGACCAACCAUUUGAGUCAAGAAGGUCUCGCAUGAAAGAAAAUACCUUAGCUCCAACGAGGUGGAGUGGGCAGAUAUUGCAACAGAAGAAACCGGGACCUAUCGCUGCAGGUGAGAAGUUACGAAUCUUUUGCGAUAAUUCAUCUAACACAACAACUACACAAGGUGGCAAUACUGAAGUUUGCAGACUGAUUCAGUCAUGCAAAGAUGGUCAUCAUGUGUAUACAUUAAUUGAAGUACCCGGAAAAAGGCCAGAAAAGGUCAUGUUGAAUAUGGAUCUUUUAUACCCGGACUUGGAAUCUGAACUUAGUUCCAUUGAGUAUUUGGCAAUACUAAGGCGAUCCCUCCAAACUAGAGUGUCUGAAACAAAUAGCGACAAUGAGGCUGCUCCAGUUCACGAGCAGGGUAAGGACAUAGCGAACUUCACUAUUUCGUCUCUUGAAGAUACUUCGAAAUUUACGACUAAGGACCCUACUGUUACUAUGUAUUCGAAAAUGGCCAAAAACGAAGUAUUUGAUAUCUUUAAUCAAGCUUCGCAAACAUGCGAGCAAAGUGAGUUUACUGAAACACGAAUUGACGACCCUACUGUUACGAACUUUGAUGGAUUUGUAACUGAAACAAUGCACCCACAGAGAAGAACACCCGAGCAGCCUCAAGAGCAUCUUAUUCCAACACAGGCUGAUGAACCCAAUACUGAUGCGCAUGAUGUCCACAACACUAGUUCCUCAUUUCUUUUCUACCCUUCAUCAAAGGAAGGAGAACGGCAACCUAGCAGGACAACAACUAUAGACCCAUUUGAUGCGGGAACAAGACAAUCAAUUUUGCAAAACUUGGUAAUCCCUUUGACAACAUAUCCGGGAUAUUUUGAUAAAUCAAGUAAGAUUGCAAGCCAAUUUUUGAGAAUAUCAGAUUUCUUCAGCAGUGCUAACUCACACUCCAACUCACAUUCAAUGAUACUUGGCUGUUUAGGGGAUGAGAUGUAUUCUUUAGUUUCAUGCUUCAAAAGACAAAAGUGUUCACUUGUGUGUUUGGUCGAGUCAGAAUCAGGAUGUUUGAAAGUUUUGAAAAUUCUGCGACCAGCCACUUCGUGGGAGUUCUUUAUACUUCGGCGUAUACGAAGACGAUUGUUGAAAGAUCUCUCUCAUGAAAAACAAUUUGCGAAAGCGGAAAAUCUCUUCAGCUUUAGCGAUGAAAGCUUUUUGGUGCUUGAGUAUUAUCCUCAAGGCAGGUUGAUGGAUGUAAUCAAUCUUUUCAAAGCAAAAGGGAAGCUACUUGAUGAGUGCCUUGUCAUGUUCUUUUCAAUCAGGUUACUCGAAGCUACAGAAACCUUACAUGGAAUGGACAUCAUCCAUGGAAACAUAAAUACUGAGAAUUGCAUGAUCAAUUUUGUGCGCAGCGAGGAUCGAAAUUUUUCUCCAGUUUUUGAUCGAAGCGGCAAGUAUGGCUGGGAUAAGAAACGACUCACCUUAAUAAACUUUAGUGCAGCAAUUGAUUUGACAGAGUUUCAAAAAGGAAUCACGUUUACAUCAUCCAGUCGAGCUCUUGGCAGUGGCUUUAUAAAUCGUAUGGAUGGAAAGACAUGGACGUAUGAAAUCGAUAAUUUUGGAGUUGCCGAUACUAUACAUGCUUUACUAUUUGAUGAAAGUUUGCAAAUUGCAGCAAUUGAUGGCAAGAUUCAAAUAAAACGCAGCUUAUCGAGAUUUUGGCAGCCUCAGUUGUGGCAAGAGCUUUUUGAAGUUUUGUUGAGUUCUAAUGGCAUGGAAGGUCAUCAAGCAAAUGCAUUGAAAUUGAAAGAGAUUAGAGGAAAGCUUGAAGAGUGGUUGGAAAGCUAUGCAGAAGCUGGAAAUUUGAAAAGGACAAUUGUUUUCCUUGAAGAAGAGUUGGGGUCAACCUAG
Lodderomyces orthopsilosis Co 90-125 is the source of this 2691-nucleotide messenger RNA. It is a transcript of the gene BUB1, whose product is annotated as protein kinase. Gene Ontology annotation, biological process: mitotic spindle assembly checkpoint signaling; meiotic sister chromatid cohesion, centromeric; protein phosphorylation. Lineage: Eukaryota; Fungi; Ascomycota; Pichiomycetes; Serinales; Debaryomycetaceae. Gene Ontology annotation, molecular function: ATP binding; protein kinase activity. The record is from RefSeq and is a predicted model, not a curated record. The transcript has a single exon. Bases 1 to 2691 code for a protein of 896 amino acids.